This is a messenger RNA of Nestor notabilis (Kea), 562 nucleotides long. It is a transcript of the gene SNAPC3, whose product is annotated as small nuclear RNA activating complex, polypeptide 3, 50kDa. Gene Ontology annotation, cellular component: snRNA-activating protein complex. The transcript is spliced from 4 exons. The annotation marks the transcript as partial. Gene Ontology annotation, molecular function: bent DNA binding; RNA polymerase II cis-regulatory region sequence-specific DNA binding; core promoter sequence-specific DNA binding. Gene Ontology annotation, biological process: snRNA transcription by RNA polymerase II; snRNA transcription by RNA polymerase III. Lineage: Eukaryota; Metazoa; Chordata; Aves; Psittaciformes; Psittacidae. The record is from RefSeq and is a predicted model, not a curated record.
ACAUCUCUCUCUCUCUCAGGAUCUCUACAAAUCUGCUUUCUUCUACUUUGAAGGCAUCUUUUAUAACGAUAAAAGAUACCCAGAAUGCAGAGAUCUGAGCAGAACCAUUAUUGAGUGGUCAGAAUCUCAUGACAGAGGCUAUGUAAAUCUUCAGUCUGAAGAUAUGGAGGACUACACAUUUAAUGAUUUGUCCCUCAAAAUUGGCUUCCCAUACCUUUUCUGCCACCAAGGGGACUGUGAGCACAUCGUUAUCAUCACAGACAUAAGGCUCAUUCAUUAUGAUGACUGCCUGGACAGGAACCUCUAUCCCUUGCUAAUCAAGAAACACUGGCUAUGUACCAGAAAAUGCUUUGUGUGCAAAAUGUACACAGCCAGGUGGGUAACCAACAAUGACAGUCUGGCACCCGAGGAUCCUUGUUUCUUCUGCGAUGUUUGUUUUCAGAUGCUCCAUUAUGAUCUGGAAGGCAAUAAACUGGGGGAGUUUCUUGCAUAUCCUUAUGUCGAUCCUGGGAUUUUCAACUGACACUGAUGUGAGCCAUAAUGAAUUCAGUGAAGUGCAUUG